Molecule: messenger RNA, 627 nt
Organism: Malassezia sympodialis ATCC 42132
Lineage: Eukaryota; Fungi; Basidiomycota; Malasseziomycetes; Malasseziales; Malasseziaceae
Exons: 2
Coding region: 1-627 (208 amino acids)
Cellular component (GO): endoplasmic reticulum membrane
Source: RefSeq, a predicted model, not a curated record
AUGAGUGCCACGUCUGCCGCGGAGAAAUUGCACCCGCAGGCGCCCGCGAUGGUCCACACGACAAGUGAGCCACUACUGGCACCAGGUUCUAAUGCGCGCCCUUCUGGCUCUCGCCACCGGCGCAGCAACAGCUUCCUGGUAGUGAAGCAUAUGCAGGAGACACCAGACGAGGAAGUCGACCAGUCCGUGAGCCCCAACGUGAAUGCUGAAUGGGUGAACAUGAAGGGUGCCUGGGUGAUCCAUGUCGUACUCGUGGUUCUCGCCAAGCUGAUCAUCAACGAGAUUCCUGGCAUUUCCGACUCGAUCAAGUGGACCAUCAUCAACUUAGGCUACAUGAUGGUGCGUUACACACACUCACAGCAGGUCUCCUAUGUGAUUUUCCACUACGUCAAGGGCGCACCACUCGACCUUAACAGUGGCGCCUACGACGAGCUCACCCUGUGGGAGCAGAUCGACCAGGGAUUCCAAUAUACACCGGCCAAGAAAUAUCUCACGAGUCUGCCGAUUGCUCUCUUUCUGCUGUCGACACACUACUCUCACUAUAAUCCAUGGCUAUUCACUCUGAACCUCGCGGCGCUACUGUUUGUUCUCUUCCCAAAACUUCCGAUAGUACGUGGCCGCCACUGA